Molecule: messenger RNA, 2049 nt
Organism: Galendromus occidentalis (western predatory mite)
Lineage: Eukaryota; Metazoa; Arthropoda; Arachnida; Mesostigmata; Phytoseiidae
Gene: Snoo
Product: Sno oncogene
Exons: 6
Biological process (GO): negative regulation of BMP signaling pathway
Cellular component (GO): transcription regulator complex; cytoplasm; nucleus
Molecular function (GO): DNA-binding transcription factor activity, RNA polymerase II-specific; RNA polymerase II cis-regulatory region sequence-specific DNA binding; SMAD binding
Source: RefSeq, a predicted model, not a curated record
GCAGCAGCGACGACGACGACGACCAGCACUAUCACGACGACUAGCAGCUCCGUAGGGUCGGUGGACGCUUAUACGCCGCAUCUUAAAAGAGUCCUCAAGAGUUAUCGCGCAGCGGCCACGACCAGCUUGCACGGUCCGAACAAUGUGCGGUGGUCAGCAGCUCCCUCGGAAGAAAAAGAAGAAGAAGACGAUUCUCUAUCGCCGCUCUUGUUGAAUUCGUCGGCGAACUCCGCCUCGGAAUCGACCGAGUCCUCCACAGGGGCUACGGCAGCAGCGGGCGGCGUAGAGGGAACAGAUGGAGGAACAGACCCGGCAACGGGUGCCGGAGCGGCGGCUUCGGGACCAGGGAGGUCGUCGUUGUCGCCGUCGUCGGCGACGUCAAUAGCGACAAGAACCGUGAUAGCGCAACAGCCUCCGCCGUUAUUGCUCCCCCUGCCGACGGAUCGGAAGUCUAGCGGCCAAAGGAGCUCGACGCUCCUGGAAGGCGAACUCAUCGCUAGUUUCAAUGUGGGCGGCGAGGAACGGCUCUGUCUACCGCAAAUCUUCAACACCGUGCUCCGGAAUUUCUCCCUACAGCAAAUCUACGCAGUCUGCGACGAUGUUCAAAUCUAUUAUUCUCAAUGUACGGCCGACCAACUGGCGCAACUGAAAGAAGCGUCAAUUCUGCCGUUCAGCGUACCGUCGUGCGGACUCAUUAGACGCAGUGACGCCGAGCGAGUUUGCUCGUUACUCCUACACGUUCCAGUCAGCGCUGAAACGCCGAGACAGCUACUCGAGCAGCUGCGAGGAGUCCGCACCCCAGACGACUUGUUGGCGGAGAACGAGGCCAACGGAAUCGCCGUUUACCACGAAUGCUUCGGAGGCUGCCAAGGACUGGUCUUCACGGAGCUCUACGUCACCCCGGUCUCGCCGUGCGUUCAGUGUCGAGAGUGCCGAGGAUAUCUGUCGCCGCGGAACUUCGUUUCUCACGUCCACAGAGCCCGGGCUGAAACAAGGACCUGCCACUGGGGUUUUAGUUCAGCCAAUUGGCGUCAGUACUUACUUCGGCGUGAUGAGAGCGAUGAAUGCGCUCAACAGAAACUAGAAUCUUUCAAAAUCAAAUUCGACAAACGGAAAAAGCGGCCGUCGGAAUCUUGUAAAUCGAUUACAAGUGGCUCUACGCAAGGAUCUCUCGCUGCUUCUCCGGUCGGCGACUACGAUGAAAACUUCAACGCCGAAGACGACGAGGACAAGAGCGAUGAGCUUUGCAUGGCGAAGAAACAGCGUUUCAUCGAAGAUCACGAAGCUCUUGAGAUGUCGGGCUUCCCGUCCUCGAUGGAACAUCCCCCACAUCCACUGCAGCCCCAUCAGUAUCCUUUCGUAUCGCUCGGAGUAGACCCAACCAUGUGGUAUCAAUGGGCCGCCAGCGCUGCCCGGACGUCGGCGUUCAAACCGUGGCAGACCGAUCUCUGUGGAAUAUUGGUCGGAAGCGGGAAGGCUGCCAUCGCUCCAGGAACUUCGUCCGGACUUCCCAGAGCGGCUCCUGCAAGUCCCACCCAUGCCUCCAAAUCAACGCACAAACUCAUUGUGGCCGGCCAUUCGAAUUCUCUGGAUUCUGCGGAAGAUGCUCUUUCGUGCACCAGCAGCGCCUCCGAACGUGUGGGCGAACCGGACGAAUCCCAAGCGCCGGGCGGCGUCCAGUCGUACUUGGGUGAUCUUAGUGGACUACAGAGAGUAUUGGAGCAUCACAAGCUCGACUGCAAGGUGCAAAAGGACGUUCUGCACGAAACUAUGAAAAUCGUUUACGAGUAUCAGCAGGUGGUCACAUCAUUGGUCAAGCAGAAACACAUUCUGGAAAAGGAGCUCGCGCAUCGUCUACGAGCGGAUGAAAGGUUCCCGGGGCUGGUACAGGUCAAACAGGAGCCGAUGGACGAGCAAGCAGAUCAAAUUCAACGAUUGGGGAGUCUUCCGAAGAAAACCGCGAACGUCUCCUCCGAUCCGAAGUCCGAGCAAGCACCGGAUCCGAGUCUGGCUCUUAUACGAGAGUCGCAGAGUCUAUUGACAGCCUGA